Molecule: messenger RNA, 1417 nt
Organism: Solanum dulcamara
Lineage: Eukaryota; Viridiplantae; Streptophyta; Magnoliopsida; Solanales; Solanaceae
Product: phosphoenolpyruvate carboxylase kinase 2-like
Exons: 2
Coding region: 39-878 (279 amino acids)
Biological process (GO): intracellular signal transduction; protein autophosphorylation; peptidyl-serine phosphorylation
Cellular component (GO): nucleus; cytoplasm
Molecular function (GO): calcium/calmodulin-dependent protein kinase activity; ATP binding; calcium-dependent protein serine/threonine kinase activity
Source: RefSeq, a predicted model, not a curated record
UACAAAAACCCCAAAAACCAAACAAAGCCUUAAAAAUAAUGUUCCAAACCUUGAAAAACGAUUUUCAAAUUUGCGAAGAAAUCGGCCGUGGUAGAUUCGGUACCGUCUACCGCUGUUUUUCUCCGGUCACCGGAGAAUCCUUCGCCUGUAAAUCCAUCGAAAAAAAACUUCUUAUUGAUUCCACCGACCGUGAAUGUCUCGAUAAAGAACCGAAAAUCCUUCAACUUCUUUCCGGUAACCCCAACAUUCUUCAUUUGUAUAAGGUUUACGAAGAUGACGAGUUUCUUCAUAUGGUGACCGAUUUCUGCCCGAAUAGUGAUCUUUACGAACGGGUUUCAUCUGGGUCGGUGUCAGAAUCGGCUGCCGCGGCCAUUCUGACUCAGUUGGUUUCUGCGAUUAGCUAUUGUCAUCAUAUGGGUGUAGCUCAUCGUGACAUUAAGCCGGAUAAUAUAUUGUUUGAUUCGGAGAAUAGAUUGAAGCUUGCUGAUUUUGGAUCUGCGGAGUGGUUUGCGGGUUGUGAAGGAAGGAAGAUGAGUGGGGUUGUGGGUACGCCGUAUUAUGUUGCGCCGGAGGUGUUAAUGGGGAAAGAGUAUAAUGAGAAGGUUGAUGUGUGGAGUGCAGGGGUGAUUUUGUAUAUAAUGCUUUCUGGGGUUCCUCCUUUUUAUGGUGAAACGCCAACUGAGACUUUCCAAGCUGUUCUGAGAGGGAAUUUGAGAUUUCCGACGAGGAAUUUCAGGUCUGUUUCGCCUGAAGCUAAAGAUUUAUUGAGGAAGAUGAUAUGUAAGGAUGUUUCCAGGCGAUUUUCAGCUGAACAAGUACUGAGACACCCAUGGAUGAUUAAUGGAGGAGAAACAAGAUCAAUGGCUGAUCUAAACUGAACAAGAUGACUGGUUUUUCCAAGUCCUAACUAUCCUAUAAAUACUACUGCCAGUACAAAUCUGAUAAGCUUUUGCUGUAUAUACACCAGUUCAUGAGAAAAGGAAGAGAAUGAGAAGAAAGAAUAUCUUGAGAUGAUAUCAGUUCUACUCAAGAGUUUACAACAGGGGGUUCCCUCUUUAACUAUUUUUCUCCUUUGAGUUCCUGCUGUUGUGUUGUGGAGAAGAAUCUUAAGAGGAUAAUGAAUCUCCUACUAUAUGUAUUAUGAGAAGAAGAAGAAAAAACAAAAAAGGUUUUCCGGCUAUGUAAAAAUAGAUGAUUUUCCCACUUUUAUGUGUUUUUGGUAUAUGAAAGGCUGAGGAAGAGAGGGAGCAAUAAGUGUGCUUAUCCUUCAUGUUUUGUUUUAGAGGAGCACUAUGUAUUAUGGAAUCCUUCAAGUUUUGUUUUAGAGGAGCACUAUGUAUUAUGGAAUAAAGUUUGCUGCUUUUUGUAAUACUAUGGAUCUUUGAGAUAACAUCUAUAAUAUUUGUGUCUUGAAGCA